This is a messenger RNA of Prorocentrum cordatum, 714 nucleotides long. The record is from the annotation of a GenBank genome assembly. Lineage: Eukaryota; Dinophyceae; Prorocentrales; Prorocentraceae.
GCCCGCACGUUCUGCCAUGUCCCCGCGGACACUGGCUUCGCGAAUGUCGGGGGGCACGCGUUGGAGGACUAUCCCAUCACCAAAGGCAGAGCAGUGCCACCAGCUGGCGGGGACGAGGUGGACUUGAAGACCGACUUGGCAUUUGCGUGUCUUGCGGCGACCAAGCCAGGGAUGAGCGACGCGCAGGCGGCCGAGUCCGUGGCGCGCGGCCUCGCGGCCGAGCACCCCGACUGCCAUUCAGAUUUAUACGUCUCCCCAGAGAUCCUGGGAGAGGUGCCGGCACCUGGAGAAGCUAAAGUGGCGCACGAGAACGCCGCCAGAUUGGCGGAGUGCCACGCGAAGAAGGACUUCGUCAUCAGCACUCGCAAGGCCCGCGUGCACGUGCACUUUAAGAAGUCCGCUCCUCCCAAGUACUCCGCGUCGGAGAAGAAAGGGCCGCGGUGGCUGCCGCCUGUCGACGCCGCCAACACCGCCAAGAUCACGGAUUGGAUCCGCAAGCACACCCCCGGCUCCGCGGAGAUACAGCGCGACGAUUACAACGGACGUCGGCGCGUCAUUCACGACGGCAUGAAAAAGUGGAAGUCCAUCUCCUGGACGAAGAGGGGCUUCGAGCAGGCCGCCUGCGAGGUGAUUCAUUGGUCUUGGUUGUUCCACACUGAGUUCUCCGGCGCGGCCUCUCCGUUCGGCACGGAGGCGCUCGCAGAGCGCUGGAAG